Messenger RNA from Scomber scombrus (Atlantic mackerel), 858 nucleotides. It is a transcript of the gene pfdn4, whose product is annotated as prefoldin subunit 4. Gene Ontology annotation, biological process: protein folding. Gene Ontology annotation, cellular component: prefoldin complex; cytoplasm. The record is from RefSeq and is a predicted model, not a curated record. The coding region runs from base 1 to 516 and encodes 171 amino acids. The transcript is spliced from 5 exons. Lineage: Eukaryota; Metazoa; Chordata; Actinopteri; Scombriformes; Scombridae.
AUGACGGGGAUUGGAAUCCAUGAAGACAAUGUCCCAAUUGUAGCCUAUAGCCUGCACAUUGAGGUGGGAGUUGGAUUCCCCUGUUUGGAUCAAGCCAAGAUGGCAGCAACCAUGGCAGCAAUGAAGGGACCUGUAGCUGUUGAAGAUGUUAAUGUCACUUUUGAGGACCAGCAGAAGAUCAACAAAUUUGCGAGGAACACGAGUCGAAUGACGGAGCUAAAAAAUGAAAUAGAGGCAAAGAAAAAAUCCCUGCAGAACUUACAGGACGCCAGUGACGACCUGAUGAUGUUCGACGACGACGCUCUAUUGAUCCCUUAUCAGAUCGGUGACGUCUUUAUCAGCCACACCCAGGAAGAAACACAGGAAAUGCUGGAGGCUGCAAAGGAAAAACUGGAGCAGGAAGUCAAAGCCCUCGAGGGGCGAGUGUCAGCGAUACAGCAAGUUUUGGGUGAUCUGAAGGUCCAGCUCUAUGCCAAGUUUGGUAACAACAUUAACCUGGAAGCAGAUGAAAGCUGAGCAGUGAAAAUGGACAUUGACAGCUGCCCCAACAUGGACUUUUUUUUUUCUUCCACGCAGCCCUCUCUUAUAUCCGAUCCACAGAACGUUUGCCAAAUAAAACAUCCAGCAUAACAAAAUCAGCUUAGAUUCGUAGCUUGUGGCUUAUCUUUGUUUACACAGAUGAUGUAUGUGUCUUCACUUUUUUUUUUAGUUUUGGGCGAACAGAUGCACAUGAAUAACAACGGUAAAGAUUUGGAGGCUAAAUAAAUGCACAUCAUUUCUAACGUAUUUUAAUUGGUCCCUUUAUUUAAUGCUCAUGUUUUUUUUGUUGUUGUUUUUUUUUUUACGCUGUUGAUGAAA